Trichoplusia ni (cabbage looper) is the source of this 1857-nucleotide messenger RNA. RefSeq names its product protein pelota (gene pelo). Bases 147 to 1310 code for a protein of 387 amino acids. Gene Ontology annotation, cellular component: cytoplasm. Gene Ontology annotation, biological process: nuclear-transcribed mRNA catabolic process, no-go decay; nonfunctional rRNA decay; RNA surveillance. The transcript has 8 exons. Lineage: Eukaryota; Metazoa; Arthropoda; Insecta; Lepidoptera; Noctuidae. The record is from RefSeq and is a predicted model, not a curated record.
CGUGACAUGACAAUGACAUUAGACGUACCGAAGCUCAGAAUAAUCAGCAUCUUUCCUUCUUUCAGGCAGAUGCUAAGGAAUUUAUUGAACUAUUAUCAUGUUACUCAAUAAAUAAUGGUUGAAGAAUCUAUGCUAUAAAAGUCAAGAUGAAGCUUGUUCACAAAAAUAUUGAGAAAGAUGGCUGCGGGAGUAUUGGGCUCAUUGCUGAAGAGCCAGAGGAUAUGUGGCAUGCAUACAACCUGAUAGCUGAGGGUGAUGCAGUUACUGCAUCGACUGUCCGUAAAGUUCAAACAGAAUCUGCUACAGGCUCAUCAACUAGUAACAGAGUGAGGACAACACUCACCAUUUCUGUUAAAUCUAUUGAUUUUGAUACCCUAGCAUGUGUUCUCAGGCUAAAUGGACGGAAUAUUGUGGAGAACCAGUAUGUAAAGAUGGGCGCUUACCACACACUAGACUUGGAAUUGAAUAGGAAAUUUAUACUUCAGAAGACAUUAUGGGAUUCUGUGGCUUUGGAAAGAGUUGAUACAGCCUGUGAUCCCACAGCUAAUGCUGAUGUUGCCGCUAUUGUUAUGCAAGAAGGUCUUGCACAUGUCUGUCUUAUUACACCCUCUAUGACACUACUGAGGUCAAAAAUAGACAUCACUAUUCCGAGAAAGCGAAAAGGAUUUACACAGCAACAUGAAAAGGGUCUCAAUAAAUUCUAUGAAGCGGUUAUGCAAGCAAUUAUAAGGCAUAUUGAUUUCAGUGUUGUAAAAUGUGUUAUUGUUGCCUCACCGGGAUUUGUUAAAGAUCAGUUCUUUGAGUACAUGAUCCAACAGGCUAUCAAAACUGAUAACAAACUGCUUAUUGAUAAUAAAAGCAAGUUUUUAUUGGUCAAAGCUUCUUCUGGAUUUAAACAUGCUUUAAAAGAGGUAUUACAAGAGCCAGCAGUGAUGGCGAAGAUCUCAGAUACGAAAGCCGCUAGUGAAGUGAAAUUACUCGAGUCUUUUUACACCAUGCUACAGCUGGAGCCAGCCAAAGCAUUCUAUGGAAAGAAACAUGUACAGCGUGCGAAUGAGGCGCUUGCUAUUGAAACACUCAUGAUUUCUGAUAAAUUAUUUAGAUGUCAAGAUAUACUGCAACGCAAAGAGUACGUUGCUUUAGUGGAUUCUGUAAGAGAUAAUGGCGGCGAAGUUCGGAUUUUCUCAAGCAUGCACGUGUCUGGAGAACAAUUGGAUCAGCUGACGGGAAUUGCGGCUGUACUGCGUUUUCCUAUGCCAGAGCUAGAAGAUAGUGAUGCUGAAGACGAAAGUGACCACGAUUCAAAUUAGAUAACUAAAAAUUAUUAUUUUUAACAUCAUUCGUCAACACAAUGUACUGUUAUACUAAUGAACAGUAAUGCAUAAGGAUAAUGAAUUUUCCUUUGCUAUGUAACACCAACAUAUUCAAACUGUUGUACAUCUAAAAUACUAUUGAAAAGCCGAAUACAUCGAUUUGUUGUAAAGGAUAUAGCCUCAUGUUGAUGUUUUUUGUUAGUCUAUUAUUAGCUAAACAAUGUAAAUUAAUGUUUUACAGUGGUUGAUUCCACAAUCAGACACAUUGAUUUGCUCAAGCUCACUUUAGUAUAUUAUAGAAGUGGAAUAUACCAACUAGGUGUAAUUUUUUUAUUUAUUUUAAAUGUCUGGUACUCAAGUUAUAUCAUGAUCAGUGUGAUAAGCCAUAUCUACAUGUAUCAUAGUAAUUUUGUUGCUUCGAAAUGACUUUAUUAUUGUAAUUCUAUUGUUUCAUUGUUAUUAAAGGAGAUUUCCUAAUUUUUAUAUUGUGAUGUAAAUAUUGUACGAUUAAUUAGCACAAUACAAUACAUUAAUAAAACCAUAA